Messenger RNA from Gopherus evgoodei (Goodes thornscrub tortoise), 2512 nucleotides. Its product is annotated as zinc finger protein 3-like. NCBI's taxonomy places the organism in Eukaryota, Metazoa, Chordata, Testudines, Testudinidae. The transcript has 3 exons. The coding region runs from base 1408 to 2277 and encodes 289 amino acids. The record is from RefSeq and is a predicted model, not a curated record. Gene Ontology annotation, biological process: regulation of transcription by RNA polymerase II. Gene Ontology annotation, molecular function: DNA-binding transcription factor activity, RNA polymerase II-specific; RNA polymerase II cis-regulatory region sequence-specific DNA binding.
ACUCAUGAUUUACAUCACUUAUUUAUUAAUAAUUCCAAUAUAUGAAUGAGGCCCAACUGCUGAGAUACUGAAUAGCAACCUAACUGCUUAAGCCCACCCCAAACUUCCUUCUUUCAGAAUUCUGUGGCGUGUUGCACCUGUUUGUGGUUCCUCGUUAGUCUCUCAAAAUGAGGGUGCAGAAUAUCUGACCUAGGAUUCGCUCCUUAGGCCUAUUCUGGUAAAUCCCAGACGUCAGCAUAAUUUAUAUUCCCACAGAACCUCCACCUAAUAUAAGGCCCUUAACUGUAGCAAACUUCAUAACCCAUUUAUCUGUGUUCACCUCCUUGCCCCUCCAUGCAUGUUCCAAGCUAAUAAGCAAUUCUCUGAUAAUGAUAUUUUAUCUCUAGCGAGUAUAAAAUUGCCCACAAGAUGUGAGACUAGGUCCUAGAUCAUAAAAUCAGGUUGAGGUCAACAGGAGUGAGAGUCUGUAGAGACUCUUGGCCCCCAUUCCCCAUCUGCAGCAGCCACAAGCUGUUUUCCCCCUGGGCUCCUUGGAUCUUCGAGUCUGUCCCUCCUGAGGUUAUGUGUCCCAGUUCUUGUUUCUUACAUUCUCCUUUUCUGGAAGAAUUAGAGGCUGUUGCUCCUGAAUUUUAGUGUUUAAUUCCCCAACCGUCUCCACACACUGGCGGAGUUUAAUUCUCCCUCCCAUUACACUUGAAUCACUAGAUUUCCAAAUUCAACAACAUGUGCUUUUGUGAUGUCACAGUUCUGGGGUAGAGAAGCCUUUAUCCUGCCUCUAUGGUCUGCUCAAGGAAUGGCCUCUCGGGUAUCAGAUCUCUAUCCAGUCCCUCUCUGUGGGUAGGGACCCACAUGCCUCUCUUUUUGACCAGGUUUGAGGAUUGCAGCUUCUCCUACACUAUGUUCACUUGACUAACCUCCAGUUCCUGUGCUUUGCUUUCUCACCAAGGGCUGUGAGCAGUGUGUGUGUGAUAGAGGUGGGAAUUUUGGUGAUACUUGUAUGAUGCCAAUACACACCUCAGUUUCCCACUCUGAUUGGUAUUGCUAUGAUUAGAAAGAGCAGGAGACAUGAGUUGUUUCGUCAUGUAGCUGUCAUGGGGUGAUAUGAAUGGGUCAUUAAGGACUGGCUGGGACUAACCUACAUCAAUGGAAUACCCGACAGAGACAAGGGAAUAAUUGUCACUUGUCCACGGGAGGAUCUCCCCUUGCCUGAGUGAAGCAUACAUGGACUCGUUAUGUUUUUGGGAGCAGGAAGAAAUGGGCUCGCAGACACAGGGAGCUCUGCCGGAGCGAAGACAAAUGGACAGGGUUUCCAUUUUCAAAACCUGAUGUGAUCUCGCAGCUGGAUUGAGGGGAACAGCCAUGGGUCUCAGACCUCUAUGGCUCUGAAAAAAAGUGCUCCCAAGAGCUAUGUGCACAGGUGAUGAGAUGGUGAGUGAGAACAAGGAGAAUCCCCAGCAGGAAGAUGCUGAGCAAGUAGAACCACCUGGGAUGUUAUCAGGAAUAUCCAAAGGGAAUGUUUCCGGGAGUUGUGCACUCCCAGAAAAAGCAAAAGCCUGUGAGACUAAGCACAGGCCAGAGGAAAACUUCAGUAGCUACUCAGACCUUAUUACACUUGAGAGCAUCAACUUGGAAGAGACACGCUACACAGGCCAUGAGUGUGGGAAAAGCUUCAGUGAGAGCUCAGACCUUCUCACACAUCAGAGAAUCCACAGUGGAGAGAAACCCUACAUGUGCUCUGAGUGUGGGAACAGCUUCAGUUGGAGCUCACAACUUAUCAGACAUAGGACCAUCCACACAGGAGAGACACCCUACACAUGCUCUGAGUGCAGGAAAAGGUUCAAUUGGAACUCAAGCCUUGUUAGACAUCAGAAAACCCACACAGGAGAAAAACCCUACAAGUGCUCUGAGUGUGAGAAACGCUUCAGUUAUAACUCAGUCUUCAUCUGGCAUCAGCGAAUCCACACAGAAGAGACACCCUACGCAUGCUCUGUGUGUGGGAAAAGCUUCAACCAGGGCUCAAGCCUUAUUAGACAUCAGCAAAUCCAUGCUGGAUGGACUCCCUGCACAUGCUCGGAGUGUGGGAAAUGCUUCAUGGCUCAUUCAGCCCUCAUCACACAUGAGAGAAUCCACACAGGAGAGAGACCUUACAUGUGCUCCGUGUGUGGGGAAAGCUUCAAUCAGAGCUCAAACCUUAUCAGACAUCGGACAAUCCACAUAGGAGAGACACCGUACACAUGCGCUGAUGUGGGAAGAGUAUUAAGCAGAGCUCUUCCCUGAUCACACAUCAGAGAAUCCACACAGGGUAGGUGUCCUACACAUGCUCUGAGUCUGGGGAAUGCUUCAGUUUUAGCUCAGCUCUCAUCAGAGAAUCCACAGUGGAGAGACGUCCUACACGUGCUAUGAGUGUGGGAAAAGCUUCAGUCGGAGAUCAAACCUUGUUAGACGUAAGAAAAUCCACAUAUGAGAGAAUUGUAAUAAAUGCCUUGAUUCCUGCUGGCCAAAGAUUGUUUUU